Molecule: messenger RNA, 255 nt
Organism: Caenorhabditis bovis
Lineage: Eukaryota; Metazoa; Nematoda; Chromadorea; Rhabditida; Rhabditidae
Source: the annotation of a GenBank genome assembly
AUGCAAAACGACGCUGGAGAGCUUGUUGAGCUUUACGUCCCACGCAAGUGUUCGUCCUCGAACCGCAUCAUCGGCCCAAAGGACCACGCUUCCGUCCAAAUCGACUUUGUCGAUGUUGACCCAGAGACUGGUCGAAUGAUCCCAGGAAAGACCACCCGCUACGCCAUCUGCGGAGCUCUUCGCCGCAUGGGAGAGUCGGACGACGCUAUUUUGAGACUGGCUCAGAAAGACGGUCUUGUCCCAAAGGACGCCUAA